AUGGAUUUUCUCAACUUUUACUUACCCCAGCCGCUUGCUUUGCAGGUCUCGCUACAUCCUGUCCCAACGGGAACGGAAGACGACGUGAGGACCUGGCGUUUCACUCCCAAUGGCGAAUUCACCCUGCGUACGGCCUACGACCUGACGGAUACCACGGCGGACCAGAACAUGAACCAACCCAUCUGGAAAUCGGUUUGGCGGACGCCGACGCUGCAAAGAAUCCGAGCUUUCCUUUGGCUCUUGAACCACAACCGGCUGCUGACUAAUGCGGAGAGAGGAAGGAGGCACCUCACGACGAACACCGACUGUAAAAUCUGUGGAGAUGGCCCGGAAACGACGCUACAUGUCCUCCGGGAUUGUCCAUACGCGAGGGCGACCUGGGCGGAUCUACUGGGAGAGGAGCCUGACUCAAGAUUUUUCGAGCAAGAUAUACACAGGUGGUCCUUGUACUACAUAUCUGAUAAGAGCGAUACCAUUGAUAGCACUCUUUUUGCAGGGACUUGUUGGCUACUGUGGAAAAACCGGAAUGGUUACGUGUUCCGAGGGGAGCUGAAAACUCAUGCACAAAUCCAGUUCCAUGCAAAACAGCUCCGAGACCAAACCAUCCAAGCACUGGAGAAGGAGAAUGCGAUUUUCGGAGGAGGGGGACUCCGGGAACAGCGCCAAAUUGGCUGGCAACCACCGGCGCAGGACUGGGUCUGUGUCAAUACAGAUGGCUCAGUCACCAUUUCUCCAGAGAGCACGAGCUGCGGCGGCAUCAUACGGGGGAGUGAUGGCCGCUUUCUCAAGGCAUUCACUGCGAACCUUGGAGGGGGUUCGAUCACUCGUGCGGAGCUGGCUGGUAUUGUGUAUGGGUUGGAUCUCGCCUGGGAACAGGGAGCCAGGAAGGUAGAGUUGGGCGAGGAAGAAGAAUACGGAGCAGAGGAGGGACGCCGGAGCAAGAAGCAGCGCCGGAAUCCGGAAGCGGAAGGCGGAGGAGUUUCCGCCGGGAUAGGAGAGAGAAGCAAGGGGAGGAGGUUUCUGAAGCUCGACGGUGGUUAGGGUUACCGAUUGUCGAUUUGUUGGAGAAGAAACGAUGACGGAUGUGAUAUUGCACAUAUACGAUGUGACCAACAGUGGAUCGGAGAAGACGAACACCACAAUCAUGCAGAUCAAUAAGAUCUUCAAGGACGGUAUUGGCAUCGGCGGCAUCUUUCACAGCGCUGUUCAGGUAUAUGGAGAAGAUGAAUGGUCGUUUGGCUUUUGUGAACAAGGCACGGGAGUUUUUAGUUGCCCUUCGGGAAAGAACCCAAUGUAUACUUACCGUGAAAGCGUUAUACUUGGAAGAACCAAUUUCUCAAUCUAUAAAGUGAAUCAGAUCCUUCGUGAACUUAGUAGAGAGUGGCCUGGAAGCUCUUAUGAUUUGUUGGCCAAGAACUGUAAUCACUUCUGUGAUGAGUUCUGUGAGAAGUUAGGAGUUCCAAAGCUUCCAGGUUGGGUGAACCGAUUUGCCAAUGCUGGGGAUGCUGCUGUUGAAAUAGCUGGAACCACAGCCUUACGAUUCAGACAAGCUAAAACAGAGAUUGUAUCAGCUAGCAAGGUAGCUUAUCGUUUCCUUCUAGGCGUGGGAUCCAACAAUGGUUCUACUCCUGAAUCCCCUGGAAACUCGAAUGGAGGAUCUCCUAGGGUUCAAGCAACUUGGUUCAAGAACCUCGUCACCACCGGGGCAAAACCGUCAACCAGUACUGAAGCUGACAAUCAGGUGGAUCUGGUCUCUCCGCAACAGCUCACACCAGUUCCACCACUGACUCGACAGCAGAAGUCGCGACAAGAAGAUGCAGUAGUAACACCAAUGCAGAAUGGACAUCGAGAUGAGUCUGAUAGGCUGCUGAGACACAACUCGAGGCACGACGAGAUCUGAUGUGUCUCUCUCUUUGAGUCAGAAGCAUGCGUUUGUUGUCCCAUAGAGGAUUUCACGCCCUACAGUUUGAAUGGAAAGCCGUUCAUCAUCUACCUCUGUAAAAUGUUUCAUUUGCUUUCUGACACAAAGUUUCGUUUGAGGUGCCUGUAAAACAGAAUGUUGGAGAACGUACCAUGAUAUUUGUUGAUGUGAUCUGUUUAGUGCUUCUCUCUCUCUUGCAAAAUUUUUGCCUGGCUUGCUUUCUGAUUGCUCACAGAGCCUCGCAUUGAGUUCUUGAUACAUGGUAGUGAGCACGCGAACAUUUAGCGAGUUCUUGAUACAUGGUAGUGAGCACGCGAACGUUUAGCU
Messenger RNA from Linum tenue, 2248 nucleotides. Lineage: Eukaryota; Viridiplantae; Streptophyta; Magnoliopsida; Malpighiales; Linaceae. The record is from the annotation of a GenBank genome assembly.